Bathycoccus prasinos is the source of this 774-nucleotide messenger RNA. RefSeq lists its product with no specific name. NCBI's taxonomy places the organism in Eukaryota, Viridiplantae, Chlorophyta, Mamiellophyceae, Mamiellales, Bathycoccaceae. Bases 1 to 774 code for a protein of 257 amino acids. The transcript has a single exon. The record is from RefSeq and is a predicted model, not a curated record.
AUGACCUCUGUCGCGUUUCCUCCGUCCCGCCUUCUUUUCCGCGAUGACGUGAACGACUUUUUAAGCGAAGAACUUUCAGAGGAUUCUCCCUCCCCGCUCUGGCGGAUUCUCAAUUCUGUCGACGUUUUCGAAUCGCACAUUUUGCCAAAGUUAGACGUCAACGCCUUGAAAUUCUUCACCGCGUCGAACCGCGCGUGUAAAAAGCUCGUCCUCGAACGAUGUUAUGAGAACAACCAAUCGAAACGAAAACAGUUAAAACGUAAACUUCGAAAGCCGUUUCUCAUCCACGAAAUGACCUCAGAGUCGACUUUAGAAUACGCGUUCGAGAGAAGACCAAACGAGAUGAAGAUCGAAGAGUUCGUCUCGCGAAUCGGAACCGUCGAGUUGCUCGAAUUCGCGAAAGAAACGAAAGGCUGGCGUAUGGAUUCGCAAACGCCGCGCCUGGCGGCGUGCGCGGGAAACUUACGGGUUUUAAAAUAUAUCGCCGAAAAACAGAGUCACUUACUCGAUGAAGGCGCGUUAGUCGCGUGUUCGUUUUACGAGCGGAAGGAGUGUUUACGAUUCUUGAUGGAGAAGAACGUUCCGGCGGAUCGUUUCGCUUUCGGUAUCGGCGCGUUUUCGAGACGCUGGAAAGCGAUGUUUGACGCCUACGAGAGGAUCGUUCAAAAUACGACUCUCGAUGACGACGAUGAUUUUUGCGAAAAGAAAAGCGAAAACGAGUCGAUUCUCACGACAGAGACGCAGGUAAUGGUCGUUCCAGAUGGUUCCUUCUGA